This is a messenger RNA of Tetrahymena thermophila SB210, 1542 nucleotides long. RefSeq lists its product as hypothetical. NCBI's taxonomy places the organism in Eukaryota, Ciliophora, Oligohymenophorea, Hymenostomatida, Tetrahymenidae. The transcript is spliced from 2 exons. The record is from RefSeq and is a predicted model, not a curated record.
UUGCAAAUUACUUUAGUACAUUUAUAAUUAAUUGUUUGUCUUCUUUAAUAAUAGUAGGUAAAAAAAAUUAGUAGUUCAUAAAAAUAAAUUAUGAGCCAAAAACAAGUUGUAAUUUAGUUUAAAUAUAAAAAUAAUACCUAUGAGAUCUAUGAGCACCCCAUAGAUUUGACUAGAAUAAAAGAACUAAUUAAAAAAAUGAUAAAAUAUAAUGGAGAUAUUUAAUUAAGUUGGAUGAGAGUUCCAAAUUCAGAUUACAUUAAUAUUAUAGAUGAUAUAAACUUAUAAAGAUGUUUUGAAAAGCAAAUUAGUAGUUAACAAUAGUAAAACCCAUUAGAAUAUAUAAUUAAUCUAAAAGUUAGUGAAGAUUAUUCAUCUAGCUCAGAUUAAUUCAACAUCAAACCUUCUGAAAAAGAUUUAUCUAAGAGCACACAGUUAUAAUAUCCUAUUGGAUAGAAAUUUAUAAACUCCUCACAAGACGCUUAAUUUUAAAAUAUUUAAAUUGCGCCUCCUCAAACUGAAUAUGAUAGAUCAAAAUAUACUGAUUACACUUGCUAUAAUUGCGGUGGCGAUAAUUCCCAAGUUCAAGGUGAUUAAAAGUGUUAAAUCUGUCAAGGUGUAGGAAAAUUACUUAAAACAAAAGAAAUUGAAACCAUAGAAUACUUAAUUGAAAAAAAGCUUUGUUAGCUAUAUCCGGAAUUAAAAUAAAUUUAUAAAAGAUUUUAGCAAAAUGGAAAUAAUGCAGAGGAUAUCGCUCCUUCCUCUUUAGGAAAAACUGAAUAAAUCUAACAGUAAUAAGCUCAGAUUUAACAAUAAUAGUAGUAGUAGCAGCAAUAACAACAAUAACAAUAAUAAGUAGUUUAGAUUUAACAAGAUAGUGAAGGUUAGCAAUAAGAAAAUAAACUAAAUGAUUAAAAAUAAUCAGCUGCACCUGAAUAGUAGAUUGUAUUAGAAUAGGGAUAAUAAUAGCAAUCAUAAGAUUCUAAAAAAGGUAACCCUAAAAAGAAGAAGAAAGCUAUUUUAUUUGAAGAGUUAUUCUCAAAUCCACCUAAUGAGCAAGCCUUGACAAACAAUUUUGGAUUAACUCCGAGUGGAGAAGAUUAGUAAACUUAAGUUAUUAAUAAAUUGCAGCCAGAUUUAUUAAAGCAAGACAAUAUUCCUGCAAUUAAUUUGUUAAAGGGUUCUGAUGAGCUAUUUUCUUUUGAUGUUUUUAAACAUCCUUAUGAUAAAAAUGAAAUAGUUUUUAAGCAAAAUGAAAAGUAGGUUCUUAACUUUGAGAUUAGAAGAAAAUCAAAACAGUGGCCUAUUUCUAAAAUGUUUAUUGAAGAAGUACCAGAAAAAUACUUUGAUAACUUAAGCGAAAAGAAAGAGUUUGAUUUUUCUGCUAAUGAAGAAAUUUAAACAAUUUAACUUAUAUUAAAACCUCUCCCUACAAUUUAAGGUACAAUUAUAUCCAAGUGGAAAUUAUAUUACAUAGAUAGCAAUAAUGAGAGGAGAUCCAUAAGUGGUGUUAUACCAUUAAAGGCUAUUAUUUAAAAUAGCUGA